AAAUGUAGAAAACCCACCCGGUCCCUUUCACCGCCUCCUUCUUCGUCCUGGAAUUCAUGUCGACCUACGCUUCCUCUGUUCCGAGCCACUUGGGUGCUUCCGAUCCGCCGACAUUGGCCGCGGACGACAUGGGCGAGAUCACGGCAGUAGAAGGAGAGGGGGAGGUGGAGGGGGAGGAUGCAGAAGAAGAAGAGUGCGGCUUCUGCCUCUUCAUGAAAGGCGGCGGCUGCAAAGAAACGUUCGUCGCGUGGGAGAAGUGCGUGGAGGAAGCGGAGAAACUCGGGGAGGACGUUGUCGGUAAAUGCUCUGAGGCCACCGCUCUUCUGAAGAAGUGCAUGGAAGCCCACGCCGAAUACUACGAGCCUAUCCUCCGAGCUGAGGAGGCUAUGCUCGACGCUGCUGCUUCUGAUGCUGAUGCCGCCGCCUCCGAUCAUCAGAAUACCGAAGAACACGUCGAAGGGAAGAAUUCUUGAUUUUUCUUUAAACCUUCUUUAUUUGCCUUCACUGCUUCAGAUUUUCCAUCUUCCACAAUUUGGCACCGAUCUCUUGGACGGAUAACCAAGUUCACCUUAAAACUGUUUCAUUCGAAUUCUGAGAAUGAUUUAGCAAGGAGAGAGCCCUAUUUGUGGAACUUGAAGCCAAAUACCUUUCCCGAAAUAAAUUUUUUAACGUUAUACUGUUCUUACUUUUAGCUUCUGCAAUUUUUCAACUGCAAUAUGUCCUUUGAGUGUUUCUACCUGCAGUUUAUUGACCUACAUGAUGCUAAUAACUGAAAAAUGACUUCUAUAAUAACAAUGUUUGCUCUUUUCUUUCUUUUGCAUGAAAAAUUUUUCUUCUAUGGUAUGCUGUGUAAUAUCAUUGCUUUGGAACUACAAUCACUGCAUUAAUCUUGUUUCUGUUGUUACUUACUACUAUUAUUUUGCCACUGUGCCAACUAUGUAGGAUUUGGGAGGCCAUUUUGACAUGGAGAUCUGAAUUUAGUGAUGGAUUAUCUUUAAGUUUCUCUACUGUUGUCAAUUGCUUAUCUCCUUAAGUCGAUUCAAAUGGAAUUUGUUUCAGAAACUAGUAUAGCUAUCUGCUGCACUCUAUCCUUUUGCUACUUAUAUCAUCAUGUCUAGUAUAUCCUUUUGCAAUCUGCUAAAUUCCAAAGAAUUGAAACUGAGUUGAUCCACCGUGAAGCUUUUGUUCUGAUGUGACAACCACUUUUGUUUAGUUGUUUUCUUAUUAAUUGUCUAGCCAAACCAAAUUUACUUUCUUCUUUGAUUAUAGAGGUGAUGUUGAUCCAUUCUCCCUAUCAGAGUUUUGUUAAUAUAAGAAUGCUAGUUGAAGAUACACUCUUUGGAGUUCUAAUAAUUAACGGGGGAGGAUUAAACUUCUUAGUCUAAUGGGCAGAUCAUAUAGCCAACCUUGGAUCCUUUUAAACAUUGUUUUUGAAAUAAUGACGUCUAUUUAAGAGUUUUUAUACAUUAGUAUAUUUGUUAGCAUUUUGUUUCUGAUAAUGUAUGUGUUUUCAUAUUCUUAUGCAUCUACUUAUCAAUUACCAUUUGUUUAUUUGUGAUUGUAAAUUUAUUUGGAUUGAUUAAUCCUUGUACAUAAUUGUAAAAGUUUGCUACAUAUAUCAUAGCCAUUGCCAUCAUAAUGCACGAUGAAUUCAUUACACAUCAAAAUGGAUUUUAGUUUAAUAGAGUUGUUGAUAUAUAUAUAAUACACCUGCCGGUUUAGUUGCAUUUUAGCUCCUGCAGUUCUUCGAACUGUAGUGUGCCCUUUGGGGUGCUUUCGCGUAAGCUAUUUAAAUCUGCGUUGCUAUUUAAAUAUCAAAAAUCUAAUUUGCUAUUUUUAAUAAAUUAAAAUUUAAUAAUUAAAUUUUAUAUAAAUUAAACAAAGUCGACUUAUUGCUGUUUAUUUUUUAAAAAUUUUAAUAUUAAAUAAAAAUAAAAAAUAGUUUUUCCAAACUACUGAAAAGUAAAAACAGUGAAUUUUUUCAGUAAAUAUUCCGUUCAUUUUACAACCCUAAUUGAGAGUAGUGUGGUGGUUCGGCGUGCGUUUGUAGCGAUACAUUUACUCGUCGCGGUGACAGGAGACGUUUCUUAUACCUCUAGCGACGCAUCGGUCGAAUUCCAUCUUAGAGAUCGGGCAGACAGACGGCGAUUGCUCUGAUUUCGUUGCGGGCUUGCGGCUGUUUCCUUUCUCCCUGUUUUGUGAAGGGAUGGCAGGCCUCAGCAAUGGCGGGCUUCUCUACCAUGAGAUCCAGGAGUCGAAGCUUUGCGCCGUCCACUGCGUUAACACCGUUCUCCAAGGGCCCUUCUUCUCAGAGCUCGAUCUCGCCGCCCUCGCGUCCGACCUCGACCAAAGGGAGCGCCAGAUGAUGCUCGAAGGAGCGAGCCUCGGCGGCGCUUCGUCUGGCGAUUUCUACUCUGAUGUCUCCCACAAUGUAUCGAUGGGUGGGGAUUUCAGCAUCCAGGUUUUGCAGAAGGCUCUUGAGAUUUGGGAUCUUGAAGUUAUCCCUCUUAACUCGCCUGUAGCAGAGCAAUCUCAGUUUGUCCCGGAGCUUGAGAAUGCUUUUAUAUGCCACUUGCAUGACCAUUGGUUUUGUAUUCGAAAAGUCAAUGGGGAAUGGUACAACUUCAAUAGUCUUCUCCCAGCACCUGAGCAUCUUUCUCAGUUCUACUUAUCAGCUUACAUAGAUUCCCUGAAGGAUUCCGGUUGGAGUAUAUUUUUGGUUAAGGGUAACUUCCCAAAAGAAUGCCCAAUCCUACCGGACAGCUCAACUGUCUUUGGCCAAUGGCUCACUCCGGAAGAUGCACACAUUAUAGCAAAGACAUUCAAUCAAAAGAAAAUUUCCACUGGAGGAUCAACAUCUCUCGAAAUGGGUAGUAUAGCUGACGAUGAAGAGGAAGAUCUCAAAGCUGCGAUUCAAGCUAGCCUUGUCGAUUCUACUGGUUUGCAAACAAUAUCAGACACAGUUGAAGAUGGCCGUACAACUCCACAAUCUUCUAGUAUUAGCUCUAAACCUGAUGCGCCAAACCUCGUUGCCAAUUUGACAGAUGUUCUCCCGCGAGAUUCUGAGACUGGUGAACCAAACAAAGAUGUUCACAAUGUAACUUCAGCUCCAGAAACUGAAUGAUGAGAUGAUGGAAACGGCGGUUGAAAAUGUUUUCUACAUCGUGGAAGUUUAUUCCCAUCCCACAUGUUUGACACCUUAACAUAGUUAUCCUUGUGGCUUCCAAAUACAUUCCACCAUCAACUAUUCUUUGUUUUGGGGAGGUUUGCUUGACAUAUUUUCUGUUCCUUAUAUUCAAGUGUUCCUAGCGAUGCUUGAGAUGCUUCAUUCAAGUAAUCCUGUUGCUUAA
Molecule: messenger RNA, 3350 nt
Organism: Zingiber officinale
Lineage: Eukaryota; Viridiplantae; Streptophyta; Magnoliopsida; Zingiberales; Zingiberaceae
Product: ataxin-3 homolog
Exons: 2
Coding region: 2207-3124 (305 amino acids)
Biological process (GO): protein deubiquitination
Cellular component (GO): nucleus
Molecular function (GO): cysteine-type deubiquitinase activity
Source: RefSeq, a predicted model, not a curated record